UCAACUUUGCGAAAAAACUAAAAGGGAAAACGUAAACACAUCUUAUGGCCGAAGUUUUACUGGUCGGCUAACUUAAUUAAUGUAGAACAAUAAUAAAUUAAACAAUAAAACUGAUAGUUAGGCCGUCGUCCACAUUUUUAGUGAUUAAGGAUAUUUUGUUAGACAGUGUAUUGUGCGUAGCUCGAAGCGUAAAAGUGCGAUUCAAAAAAGAUAAAAUUGGAAUUGAGUAUCCAUAUAGUGCAGCAACAUGGUCGAUCCAAAUUUAAUUGAAAUAAACGAAAUAAAAGGAUUUAUCACCUUCCUGCAGAGCAUCGACUGGUUCGACCCGUGGCUUAUCGGGCUGAUAGCCUUCCACAUUUGCAUAACAUCAACGGCACUGUUGACCAGAAAUUGCGGAAAUUUUCAAGUGUUUCUGUUUCUAGUCUUGCUGCUGAUGGUUUACUUCUCCGAAAGCAUAAACGAGUAUGCCGCCGUGAAUUGGAGGAUUUUUUCCAAGCAGCAGUACUUUGACGAUAAGGGAUUGUUCAUAUCACUCGUGUUUUCAGUGCCAAUUCUGCUCAACUGCAUGCUGAUGGUUGGAAGCUGGCUCUACCAAUCGACGCAGAUGAUGGCCCGCCUCAAAACUGCCCAGCUGCGACAGCAAAUUCGCCAGUCAAACAGCCGCCAAAGGAUAAAGGAGGACCACCAGGAUUGAAUCACGUUGCAUUGAACCACAACCCCAAGACCCAAACAAAAGCUUUAUCAAAAAAAUGACUUUUAUCACCGGAAAGAGGGAAAAGGAGGGGAGAAAUGUUGUGAUGGGAAUUGUUACAUCACUACUUACUAGUAGGGCGAUAGUUGAACGUACUUGCACGUACAUAUUAACUUAGUCAGACAACAUUAAACACAACAACACCACCCACACAUACAUACACACGUACACAUAGCCUUUCUGAGUGUAACCACGUCGGAAUCUUUAGGUGUCGGAGUGCAACUUGUUUUAUUUGCCGCUGAAUGUUUGUCUAAAUCUCACGCAAUGUCUAAACAUUUAUUUUUGAAACAAAAAAAAACACAAUUUCCACCAAAAGACACAGUUUAGAGAGCAAAAGAUCUUCUUUGAAUGUCGUGGAUAAGCAACGUAUUGUGAUGGUUUAAAUUUGUAAAAGAGAUAAACUAUUGAUGAAACAUUAAACGAUUUUAAACUUUAGUUGUAAGAUUUUUAUUUUUUUUAAGACAGGAAGAUACAACAUGAAAAGAGUUAAAACUAACAAAUGUUUUUUUCGUGUAGUAAGAAAUUGUUCAUCUCCAGAUUCUUUUUUCAGUACAUUUACGUUGUUGCGUCAAAGCCGCAUAUUAAUUUUUAACUAAAAAAAAUACUGACCGUCGCAAUUUUUGAUUUGUAUUGUACAGCAUGGUCAAAUAGCAUUAAUUUGAUUUUCAGCAUAAAAACAAACAAUCAAUGACUAUAAAAUUACACAAAUACACAGCGGGAUUAUAUCCAAGAAUCGGUGCCAGAAGUUUGGUCACAAAGUGUGAUUUAGAGGGGUGUAAUCAAGGGGUACUACGGCAGGUAGGGAGUAAACAAUUGGAUGUUUGAAUAAUAAAUUAGGUGGAAUAAACACUCAUUUACACACAGGU
Messenger RNA from Culex quinquefasciatus (southern house mosquito), 1617 nucleotides. It is a transcript of the gene Tmem18, whose product is annotated as transmembrane protein 18. The transcript has 4 exons. NCBI's taxonomy places the organism in Eukaryota, Metazoa, Arthropoda, Insecta, Diptera, Culicidae. Bases 248 to 694 code for a protein of 148 amino acids. Gene Ontology annotation, cellular component: nuclear membrane. The record is from RefSeq and is a predicted model, not a curated record.